AUGAUUCAUGUUGUCGGAGAACUUUCUCACAAAGUCAUCGGGUUUGAUCUUUCGGCCCACCCAACAGGCGUUGUUAGUCCAAUUCAUGGCUUCGACCCUAACGUCAUUCCAUCAAAUGUUCAUCUGGCUCAUCAGUACAUGAUGGAUGCAGCCGAGAUAUAUGGGGAAGGCAUAUCAAGGAACCGUGAGCCGCAUCUGACCGACGUUCCUGAUAGCUUACCAUCUGGCGACAGUAUCGCAAUCAUUCUGCUGUCAGGAGAUGGUCGAAAAGUCGAAGGAAUCAAGCAUGUGCUGACGGAUCUUGAUGUCAUCCGCGGCAUGCGAAUCAGUGAUGAUGGUAAGUAUGUCGUUGCUGUUGGGCAAGUAGGUGGCGGGGUAGAGGUGUAUAGUAUCUCCGGUGAUAGAGCUGAUGUGUGGACGCGGGUGGCCAGACUCAACGAAGGUUUGGAAAGUGGUAUCAAGCAUGCUGUCUGGCUAUAA
Molecule: messenger RNA, 480 nt
Organism: Lithohypha guttulata
Lineage: Eukaryota; Fungi; Ascomycota; Eurotiomycetes; Chaetothyriales; Trichomeriaceae
Exons: 2
Coding region: 1-480 (159 amino acids)
Molecular function (GO): protein binding; 6-phosphogluconolactonase activity
Source: RefSeq, a predicted model, not a curated record